GGAAAUUUCUAGAAGAUUAGCAUCUGCAACUUCUAGGGGAAAGCCUCAAGAUGUUGGCCAUCGCCCUCUUAGUCCUUCUUUGUGCCUCGGCAUCUGCUAAUUCCAUUCAGUCCAGGUCCUCCUCUUUCAGUGGAGAGUAUGGAGGUAAAGGAGGAAAGCGAUUCUCUCAUUCUGGCAACCAGCUGGACGGCCCCAUCACUGCGCUCCGUAUCCGUGUCAGCAGAAACUUCAUAGUAGGUCUCCAGGUGCGCUAUGGCACAGUGUGGAGUGACUAUGUAGGUGGCAAAUCUGGAGAACUGGAGGAGAUCUUUCUGCACCCCGGGGAAUCUGUGAUCCAGGUGACUGGAAGGUACAAAUAUUAUAUGAAGCAACUGACCUUCGUGACAGACAAAGGCCGCUACCUGCCUUUUGGAAAAAACUCAGGCACAAGUUUCACCGCUGUUCCCUUGCACCCCAACACUGUCCUCCGUUAUAUUAGUGGCCGAUCUGGCUCUGUCAUAGAUGCUAUUAGCCUGCACUGGGAUACCUACCCUAGCCAGUGCAACACUUGCUGAAACCCACCUUCCUCUCUGGCAGGGGUGCUGUGGUGGGUGUGAGAACUCCCUUAUCACCAAGCCCCAAGCAAGCAUGGAAAUGGCUUAAUAAAAGGAUAUGGUUAAAGACAGUGUUUUUUCCACAUCCUAAUUCUAGUA
Messenger RNA from Grammomys surdaster, 692 nucleotides. RefSeq names its product zymogen granule protein 16 (gene Zg16). The transcript is spliced from 4 exons. NCBI's taxonomy places the organism in Eukaryota, Metazoa, Chordata, Mammalia, Rodentia, Muridae. The coding region runs from base 51 to 554 and encodes 167 amino acids. The record is from RefSeq and is a predicted model, not a curated record.